CGGAGUCCUGGCGUUCUGGCAGCGCCAGAGCCGGGCAGCAGAGACAGGCUGGGCUGGCACUCACCCACGACCCCCCUUCCCUGCUAUGAUGGUCCACUAGUAGUAGGUUCCAGACCCCCGGGGGCAUGUGGCCAGAGCUAGCGGCAUCCAGGUGCGCAGAGCUACAAGAGCUCUAGGCACUCUGGGGCAGCUCUGCCUGCUGCGCUCUCUGGUGCCUGUGGAGAUGCCCAACUGACAGGCCAGUUAGUGAGGACAAGAACGCUCCCUUUUGGCCCCAGUUCGCUGCAUCCAUGGCGCUGCUGGCCGGUCUGGUGCCCCUGUGCUGCUUGGCACUUCUGGCGCUGCCGGCCCAGAGCUGCGGGCCCGGCCGGGGGCCGGUUGGCCGGCGCCGCUACGUGCGCAAGCAGCUCGUGCCGCUGCUCUACAAGCAAUUUGUGCCCAGCGUGCCCGAGCGGACCCUGGGCGCCAGUGGGCCGGCCGAGGGGAGGGUGGCAAGGGGCUCUGAGCGCUUCCGGGACCUCGUGCCCAACUACAACCCCGACAUCAUCUUCAAGGAUGAGGAGAACAGCGGCGCCGACCGCCUGAUGACGGAGCGUUGUAAGGAGCGGGUGAACGCGCUGGCCAUUGCAGUCAUGAACAUGUGGCCUGGAGUGCGCCUACGAGUGACCGAGGGCUGGGACGAGGACGGCCACCAUGCUCAAGACUCACUCCACUACGAAGGCCGUGCCUUGGACAUCACUACGUCCGACCGCGACCGCAAUAAGUAUGGGUUGCUGGCGCGCCUGGCAGUGGAAGCCGGCUUCGACUGGGUCUACUACGAGUCCCGCAACCACGUCCACGUGUCGGUCAAAGCUGAUAAUUCGCUGGCGGUCCGGGCGGGCGGCUGCUUUCCGGGAAAUGCCACAGUGCGCCUGCGGAGCGGCGAGCGGAAGGGGCUUCGGGAACUGCACCGCGGGGACUGGGUGCUGGCGGCAGAUGCGGCAGGCCGGGUGGUGCCCACGCCUGUGUUGCUCUUCCUGGACCGGGACUUGCAGCGCCGGGCCUCGUUCGUGGCUGUGGAGACCGAGCGGCCCCCGCGCAAACUGUUGCUCACCCCCUGGCACCUGGUGUUCGCCGCUCGAGGGCCAGCCCCCGCGCCAGGCGACUUUGCGCCGGUGUUUGCGCGCCGGCUACGCGCUGGGGAUUCGGUGCUGGCGCCCGGCGGUGACGCGCUUCGGCCGGCUCGCGUGGCCCGCGUGGCGCGGGAGGAAGCCGUGGGCGUGUUCGCGCCUCUCACAGCGCACGGGACGCUGCUAGUCAACGACGUCCUGGCCUCGUGCUACGCUGUUCUGGAGAGUCACCAGUGGGCGCACCGCGCCUUUGCUCCUUUGCGCCUGCUGCACGCUCUGGGGGCACUGCUCCCGGGCGGGGCGGUCCAGCCCACUGGCAUGCACUGGUACUCUCGGCUCCUGUAUCGCUUGGCGGAGGAGCUGCUGGGCUGAGCGCUCUGGGCAUAGAAGCCUCAAGGCGCUCGUCGCAAGGGGGCGUUCUGGCUGAGAUCUGGGGAUGUGGGCAGCAGAAGACGCUGACUGGGAGGGAGGGAGGGGAGGGAUAGAGAGCAAAUGGGACUAUAGAGGAAAUGCCUGGUUUAGGAGCAACUUCAGCUGUGAGGAGGUGAUUUCGUGUCCUACGUAGGUGGGGUUGAUGGUGAGCACUCUUUGAAGAGUGCUAUAGUUUCUUCUUCCCCAACGCCUCAGCCCCAUCCGCUAAUUUUAUUUUAUUUUCUAUUUAUAAAUUGUAAUAUAAUUAUCUGCUUGCCCAGCCUGCCAAGGUGAGAGGCUAGGGGACGGCGUUAACACUGUCUGACACAGGCAGCCAGUCUGACGUCUGACAUUUUCCUACAGGUGGGCUAAUAAAGGGAAGGUUUCCAGGACCUUAUUGGAAAACA
Molecule: messenger RNA, 1927 nt
Organism: Galeopterus variegatus (Sunda flying lemur)
Lineage: Eukaryota; Metazoa; Chordata; Mammalia; Dermoptera; Cynocephalidae
Gene: DHH
Product: desert hedgehog
Exons: 3
Coding region: 291-1481 (396 amino acids)
Biological process (GO): cell fate specification; regulation of gene expression; multicellular organism development
Molecular function (GO): patched binding; calcium ion binding
Source: RefSeq, a predicted model, not a curated record